GGCUCGAUUAACUGAAUCGAAAUUAACAUCAUUAGUGUCACCGUCGACCAACGGUUUCGCCGUUCGUUAUUUCAAACCAGGCUGCGCGCGCAUCGUUGUCGCGUUCGAUGUGUAAUCGAGUAAGGCAGCAGAAACGGCUCGGUGUUUUCCGCCCGCUCUCGUUCUCUGGUUUCUUUUCUCAAAUCGAAGUUUGGUGCCUUUUCGGUUGUCAUAGUGAACCGGACCAAUGACGACGACGACGCCGCCGCUGCCGCUGCCGCCGCUUCGCGCGUGACUCGCCCCGAGCUUCCGCCGACAUGCUGCCGGGCUCGAUCCAGAUAACGGGCGAGGCGCUGUCCGGGGCGGAGAUCAGGGACAUCUGUGAGAGUCUGAAGGAGAACAGCGUCCGGCUGCUGUCCGUGCGGGGCUGCCAGCUGUCUGACCGGGACUUCGGCCGGGUGUGCCGCGGCGUGUCCGAGUCGCGUUCGCUGGCGCAGCUCAACCUGAACCUCGGCGUGGUGUCCAGCGGCAGUCGCGCCAAGCAGCUCGCGGACGCGCUCGAGGCCAACAGAUCCAUUCAGACUCUUUUUCUGCAUGGAAGCCCUCUUUUAGAUGCAGGGUUGGUCACCCUGAAUACAGCACUGUCAACGCACCCUUCACUGGUGUCCUUGGAUCUGGGGGAUUGUAUGUUGGGAGAUGAGGCAGUUCAGCUGAUCUGUGGCAUGCUGCCUCCAGACGGAGCCAAGUCUGGUCUUAGGGAGUUGACCUUGAGUGCAAACCCAGCAAUCACCACCAAGGGCUGGGCUCGACUGGCCAUCGCUGUGGCCCAUAGCUCCCAGCUACGGGUCCUUAAUUUGGACUACAAUCCCUUAGGGGACCAGAUUGCAGGAAUGUUGGCUGUUGCUGUGGCUUCUAGCCGGACUCUAGAAGUUCUAGACUUGGAGGGAACAGGGCUCACAAAUCAAUCAGCACAGGUCUUCCUCGACAUGGUGGAGAACUACCCCACGUGCCUGCGUGUGCUGGUGCUGGCUGAGAACGCCAUCAGCCCCGAGUUGCAGCAGCAGAUAUCCGACUUGCUGUCUGAAGGCGAGGACGAUGAUGAUAAGGAGGCCGAAGCCCGUGGCAGCUUUGUAGCACCCCGAGAGAAGCCCGCCUGGCUCCCUCACAGCAACUGUCCAGGGGUCACCGGUUGACUCUGAAGAACAAGAGCCUUGGUGUUUAAAGUAAUAAAGGGGUAUUUGUAGCCUUUCUUGUGCAAUAUGAGAACAGAUUGUAUGCUUUUCAAUAAGUAGAGAGUUGUUUCUGUAUAAAAGCCAGUAAAAGAAGGUAGCUUUUAACUCUGUGUACCUGGUGAAUGAACAUAAUCGUAUAUAAAGUAAAUGAAAAAGGGAAAAAAAUAACUGUAGAAAGAGAAGCAGGGAUAUAGAACUCAAAGUAGUCCUUUCCUUUCUUCCUUAGAAUGACAUUUUCAUUUACCUGAUUAUCUCUGACCCUUUCAGGCUCCAACUCCCAGAUGGUCCUGAUGACAUCAGGACUGGGUGAGAGCUUUUUGGCAGAGACAGAGAUGUGAUAACUGGAGCUGCCUUUGGUUUUAGGUUUGCACUGCACGCCGCUACCGCCAGACCACCUGUUAGCGUGCAACCACUCAUACUGCAUGACCUGUAGCACUUAGCGGUAUACCGUUCAAAGCUGGCACAAAAUGAAAACCUCGAUCACCAAGUGACUUAUGAUACUCUAUAGUGAAUUAUUUAUUUUCCAGAUGUACAGAUUAUUUAUAAGCAGCUGUUUAAGCAACCAGUGUACUCUUCAUUUGAACAGCUACGUAGGAUUGUUGUGAUGGCCUGAUGUCUGAAUAAAUCUAUUUACAUCUUUUUUUUAAUUGUUUUGUCCUGUUCAAAACUGUGUCUAGUUGACAUUUCAUGAUGAACAUAAAGGUAUCAAAAGAGAGAAAGUAUAAUUGCAAGGGGAAUUCCACCAGUUGUUCUGAAUUUCUGCAGAAUUCAGCUGUUUAGAGUUCUGUUCUAGAGAAACGACAUUAGACGCUGAUGUCUUUACAGCGGCAGUGAUGGGAACCAGGGGUCGCAGUGUCUACAACACAAAUAUCACAAUUUUAUUUGCUAUCCAAAACCAUCAGUGAACAUGGUAACAUAGAGGAAAUAUAAUAAACCAUUUUCACUGGCAGUGCCCUUCAUGUACCUUUCCACCAUAAAUAUAUAAAAAAAUAGACCAUAAAGAAUCCCGAAAAUUGUCUUAAAAAUGUCGAUCAGACAUCAGGCAGCAUUUCCAUGACCAUUUCAGGUUAUAACUUUCUCUAAGGGAGCUUUAGAAGCAUUAAACUCUUAGGACUUCUAGUUCCUAUCACCACCACUGUGCACAAUUCGGUCAGUAAGUUUCUCUAGAAAAGUGCAUUUCACACUAAACCACUCUGAAUUACUUGGCUUACAUAUAAACUGAAUUUUUUAAAAAGUGGAAAAUGUGGUGGAAUUCCUCUUUAAGAAGAGUACAUAGAGUACGCUUCUGCUAUUACUGCAAUGAGAGACACUCCGCACAUUACAGAAUUCACAGUAAGCAUCUUUCUUUCCACAGUCCAGUUGAAGGUGUUAUUGCUUAUUGCCUAGGAGUGAAUGUUAAAAAGUCUACACACCCUUAGUGAAAUUGCAGAAUUUUUGUGAUGUAAAACCAGAAGUCAUGUCAAUUUUUCCAUCUAUAACAACCUUAAAUCUAACAAAAUUCAAGAGAAAUACAGAUAAUUAUUAGAAAUAAUAAUAAUAACAACAACAACAAAAUCCUACAAUACCCGGGUUGCAUAAGUGUGGACACUCUUAUAAAAUGGGUGUAGCUGUGUUCAGAGUUAAACAAUCACAUCCAAAAUCAUGUCCAAAAAUACAUAGUAUACAUUUACAAUCACUAUAUACUUACCUAGAGCAACAUUAAAUGACCUGGUAGAUAACUGGCCACUCCUUGCAGGUGAUGACAAUCCCCUAUAUUCUGCACAUCUGGGCUGUGGGGUACAUAAACUGAAGUCAUUUCUCACAAAAAAAAAGGAUCAAAGCCCAUCUAAAGUUUGCAAAAUUACAUCUAGUCACCUUAAUCCAUUAGAUGUGACAAAGGUUUAAGAUUUUGGCCUGAAUUCCAGAGGAUUUGUUGCAAUAACACCAGGCAAGAUAAUGGAUAUUUCCAAAUAUAAAAAUCUGCAGGCCUCUGUCAGAAAGCUGAAGAUGAAGAGGAAUUUCUAACUCCAACAUGAUGAUGUAAGCCGUAUCAGAGUCGACCUUCAGAAAAAGAAGCUCUGGCCCAGUCAGAACCUUGAUUGCACAUUGAAACAUUCGAUUGAUCACCUGGCAAGUCCAGGAGGAAUGGGAAAAAUUGAAAAGUCCAAGUGUAAAGACUUAUUUAAUGGCUUAAAGAGGAGCUUAGUGAAGUAGUUGUGCACACAUAAAAAGCAGGGGGUUUAUUAUUUUACAUUAUUUUGUUAAUUAUUCUUUUUUCUCAUGAAUUGCGUUGGUUGCAAAAUCCCAUUAAAGAUGUAAACGUGUUUAACAUGAUUUAUCUUAACAUCACAAAACCCUGCAAUUUCAAUAAGGGUGUGUAUUCUUUUUCUGUGUACUGUAGCUGAACAUGGUGAACAGUCUAAGCACUUCAGUGUCUUCACAUCAGAUGCAGCAUGGUGUUCUUGAAACCUUCUAAAACUCUCCUGAUAACGGUGUCACAUUUCAGUGCUGUUAUGCUGCUCAAACAGCUCCUGUGCAAAGCUGAUUAAGCUGUUUAUACCAUUCCAGGACAACUGUGAUCCGAUUAAAACUCUUUGUUCCAA
This is a messenger RNA of Pygocentrus nattereri (red-bellied piranha), 3793 nucleotides long. It is a transcript of the gene lrrc73, whose product is annotated as leucine rich repeat containing 73. The transcript has 6 exons. Bases 297 to 1172 code for a protein of 291 amino acids. NCBI's taxonomy places the organism in Eukaryota, Metazoa, Chordata, Actinopteri, Characiformes, Serrasalmidae. The record is from RefSeq and is a predicted model, not a curated record. Gene Ontology annotation, molecular function: protein binding.